Messenger RNA from Sciurus carolinensis (gray squirrel), 962 nucleotides. Its product is annotated as rhox homeobox family member 1-like. The transcript has 3 exons. Gene Ontology annotation, biological process: regulation of transcription by RNA polymerase II. The record is from RefSeq and is a predicted model, not a curated record. NCBI's taxonomy places the organism in Eukaryota, Metazoa, Chordata, Mammalia, Rodentia, Sciuridae. Bases 268 to 738 code for a protein of 156 amino acids. Gene Ontology annotation, molecular function: DNA-binding transcription factor activity, RNA polymerase II-specific; RNA polymerase II transcription regulatory region sequence-specific DNA binding.
UUAAGUUGCAAGUUUUAGCUCCCAAUAACCAUACAGUCACGCACACUACGGCGCCCUUCGGCCACGCCCUCCCCCAGCUUUGUGGCCACGCCCUAGCCCCGUGUGCACCCCCGGGUCCAAUCCACCAAUCGCAGUGCAAUUUGAGAUUACAAGAAGUAGUGGUCUAGCCAGUAGCGUGCAAACAAGCGAUAACCCAGACUAAGCACAAGACAGCGCUACUUCGCAGACUUCGCGGUGGCUCACAGCUUAAUCGACGGCACUCGCAUCAUGGACCGUCCACAGGAGUGCGGCCGCGAGGACGCCAGCAACCAAAGCCUGGGAAUUGAUAAGAAGCCGACCGAUAGCUCGGUGAUUGCAGUGGGAGGAGACGACCACGGGCAGAAGAUAAGGCCCGAACCUGAGCAGGGAGCAGCAGCAGAAGGCUGCGAUGCUGGCGCGGGCGCCCUUGGCCCUGUGAACGACAAUGAGAACCAGAAGGGCGGCGGUGGCGACGAGAAGCCCAGGCUGCAGGAGUUGAAGGAGCCAGGCCACGAGGCCGCUGAGGGUUUCCAGGCUGGGGACGAGGAGCAUGGCGAUUUCUGCAACAAGUUCAGCCAAUUGCAACUGCAGGAACUGGAGCGCGUUUUCCAACGCACUCAAUACCCCGACGUGUUCGCAAGAAAGAAACUUGCAAUACCCCUGAGUGCUACUGAAGGCAAAGUGGAGCUCGAUAAACCUGAAAAAAACAAUUUGCCAUAGAAGCCAUUCUAAAACCUGCUUCAAGACUUCAGACACCUUUCUAGGCAUUCUCAAGCUGCUGUGUUUUUGUUGCCUUUUCCAUGUUUGUGAAAUGAGUUUUGAAUUGGGGUUGGGGGUUGGGGAGUGAGAAAUGAGAUAAGUAAACCUAAGCAUAUGGGUAUUUCUCAUUACCAAAAGAAAUAUGACUUACUCAUGAAAGAAAUAAAAAUGAAAUUCAAACUGAG